AUGUCAAGCGGCCUUCCCUAUCUAAACAAGCUGCGCAAGCCCGAGCUGGUUGAGUUCGCUGAAUUGACCGAUCUUCAAGACUUCUCCGACUACAACAAGAAUGACCUCGCCGCCGCGCUCGACAAGCACCUCAGUGGUAUCAACCGCUCUAUCUUCGCGGGCGAGAAAAAGCUCGCCGACUACUACAAGCGCCUGUCGGCACCCCCGCGGGGAGGGUCGCCGGUGAAGCGCGAAGCCAAGGCUGAAGGCUCCCCCGCAGUCGAGAAGAAGACGCCCGGCCGUAAGUCCAACAAGCAGAAGCUGGAGGAAGCUACUUCGUCCGAUGACGCCGCAAUGCGCCCAGCCAAGACGCCGAGCAGUGCGGUGCGCUUAACUACGAGCCGCGUCCGCGCUGCCCUCGACGUGCCUCCCUCCCCGGCCCAGGUGGCAGACUCGAUUGACCGGCAAACCACGCGGGUGCGCGAAGGCAUCGAGCAGGCUUGGACCUCAUCGGGCGUUUUGGAGCGCACGCACGCGCUGCGCGCCAACCUGAGCAGCCUCUUCGCUAUCGAGGCUAUCGUCGUCGCUGUUGAGGUUUUCAACCUUCUGACCGAGCUCGUCCCCAACCGCUUCCUGGGUAAUCUGGACGCCAAUCCAACCCUGCACACCCCCAACAUCCGAAUCAAGAUCCCCGAUUUGUUCCAGCUGGUCACGCUCUCGUUCUGGGCGCCGUUCACCCUCUGGCUUCUCACUAACUUGCUGCUCCCUUUGGUCGCCGCCUACUUUAUCAACCUGAGCUGGCAGGCCGCUUCUGGGGGUGUGCGCCGUGGUCGUUCGGCUGCAUCUGCCCGUGCCCAGUUUGACCCGCUCACUUUCAACAUUGUCAAGGCGCUGCUGGUGUGGAAGGUGUAUGUCAAGCACUUCUGCUUCUGGGGUCUAUACAGCAACCUUGCUGUUGAAAAGGUCAACUGGUCUAUCCCCGGCAACUACUAUGGCAUGUGGACUGGUGCUGCCAUCGGCGUGGUCGGCACUUUAUAUGAGGCCAUUCUGCGCCGCUCGUAG
Molecule: messenger RNA, 1041 nt
Organism: Penicillium canariense
Lineage: Eukaryota; Fungi; Ascomycota; Eurotiomycetes; Eurotiales; Aspergillaceae
Exons: 3
Coding region: 1-1041 (346 amino acids)
Cellular component (GO): membrane
Source: RefSeq, a predicted model, not a curated record